AUGCUUGCUGGGUUGCAAGCUGCUUGUUGGCAGCCAUUCACACCAGCUGCUACAAAUGGUGGAAGUGUCCAAGUGAACCAGCAACCAAAAAUUCUUUACUCGCAACUUCUACGCGGCACCGAAGAAAUGUUUCAUGAAGAGGGAGCAGCAUGCCAGGAGUUACGGAAUCAGAUUCGGCAAAUUGAAGAGCGCAAUAAUGAGCUUCCAAAAAUGAUCCAAGAGUGCCAGGCAGCUGUUGCACAUGCAAUGAAAUCGGCAACAGGGCGACGAAAAAGCUUACGUACUUGGGCAUGCAACGACCUCCGCGCUGGUUUGAACGACCUCACCACACGCCACAGCGAACUAAAGCGGCAAAUGUCUGUUGCAACUUCCGAAGCGAAAAGGGAAGAGCAGGCCAACAAACAACGAGUGAAGCGACUUGAAGAUCUUCGAACAUUAUCAACUGCCUCGUCACUGCUUCCAGCGAGUCGAGUGGGCUCUAAAACAUCCACGCAACAGCAGCUUGCACGGCUCACAAUGGCGCUAGCGAGGCAUCAAGUUCUUCAAGAAACGCACAGAGAACGUAAGGCCUUAUUGCGAGCUCGAACAGAAGCUAUCUUUGACGUACGGAAUCAAUUACGUGGGCUGAAUAAUCAACGUGUCACGGUGGAGAAAGAAUUGAACGAUCUCGAAGAAGAAGCAGCAAACAUGAAACGUGCCUUCACUCCUCGUCCAGAGUGGAGUGAGUUGCACGAUGCCACAGUUGUCACUACUGCCGUGGAUCGAGUUGACUUAUCGGCACGAAUACGCAUGGGGGCAACUCGUAACAAAUUAUCAGGUGCCAAAGGCGCGGAUCUGGAUGAAGAUCGAGCAAGUGAGCAGCGGAUAAUGCAAAUCCUGGCGAGCAACUGGAGAACAGUGGAGAAGGUUGGGGCCAUGGCAACAGAACUGGCAAAAAUCCGAUCACGUGAUCACGCGGGUGACACAAUUUUGGCGGAGCAGAAAAAACUCAAGCAUUUGCAUAAAGAGAUUGCACGUUUGAUGCAACAAUUGGAAGCUGUUAAGGCUCAAUCUGCAACCUAG
Molecule: messenger RNA, 1062 nt
Organism: Phytophthora infestans T30-4
Lineage: Eukaryota; Oomycota; Peronosporomycetes; Peronosporales; Peronosporaceae
Exons: 2
Coding region: 1-1062 (353 amino acids)
Source: RefSeq, a predicted model, not a curated record